Molecule: messenger RNA, 1146 nt
Organism: Rhincodon typus (whale shark)
Lineage: Eukaryota; Metazoa; Chordata; Chondrichthyes; Orectolobiformes; Rhincodontidae
Product: dnaJ homolog subfamily C member 12-like
Exons: 2
Cellular component (GO): cytoplasm
Source: RefSeq, a predicted model, not a curated record
UCCAUGCACUGGGCUGUGAGAGGUAAGAAGGAACCAAUGCUGGAGGCACCUUUUGUACAUUCAGAGAGCUCGACAAAGACAGGGGAAUGGAGAGAACAAGCACAGGAGGAAUGGACUCCAGUGUCUAAGGACAACGAGGAACAGGCUGAUCAGGCUGGUGCUGGAAUCGAAGAGAAAAAAAUGCCUAGUGAAGACCCAAAUUGUUCCGAAAGCCUCACCUGUCCGUGCUUUUCCAACGUGAACCACUGCCAUUACAUUUUCCGCUGGUCAGCAGACUCUCCCUCAGAACUGCUCCGGAAAUUCAGGAACUAUGAAAUCUGAGGCUGGCUCAACCGCUGGAUGGGUCACCUUGUUUCUCAGUCAAUUUGUGAAAAUGUCUUUCAGUGAGAUAAGUUCCUCCUCUGACUGUUGAUGUUGUGCAGAGUCUUUUUACUGUGUUAUCUUGUACACUUCCAGUCUUGGUUAAAAAUAAACACUCAGUUAUUCCUUACGAGAGAGAGAGAGAGAGAGAGACAGACAGAUGGGACCAUUAGUUAGAAAUGAUAAAGCUGCCCCCCCCACCUCAGUUACCCCUUGAUUAUUAAAUAUUUAUGUUAUUCAGAUUACCCGGGAGUGUUGUAGAUAUAAGUGGAGCAAUAUGUGAUCUUGGAGUAUCAUUUUACGUAGCAAAUAAAAAUGUGAUGUUACACCUUCUUAAUUUAUUUAAAGGGUAUGUUAAAGUUAAUCAAUUGUAUUUAAUGUCAGAAUACUCCACAGCCUUUAUUUUCAGAAGCGAGUUCCGCAGUCCCUAAUAAUCAACAAUACUUGGUUGUUUGAGCAUGUGAGCACCAGAUCAUAAAAAUCACAGCAAUGAGGGAGGCCUUUCAGCCCAUCAGCCUUGUGUACCUAGCCCUUCAAACCGAGUAUUUAUUUCUAACACUCUUUUUAUAUGUGUCCUUUGAAAAUCUUCCUUCCUAUAGGAUACUGCAGUCUCUGCUCCAUGUUCUAUUCAUUGCGUUUGGUAAAAAAUUCAUAAUUCUAUCUACAUUAUCCCUGUCCUUAGUCUGUGACACUCAGCAUCACAGGUCCCCAGCAUCACAGAUACCAGUCUUCAGCCAAUUUGAUUCACUUCACGUGAUAUCAGGAAACGGUUGGAGACACUGGAUA